AUGGCUAAUGGUGGUGUCGUGGAAAUGAUGCAAUACGGGGGCUACGUUUUGGCUCUGGCGGCGCAAAGAAACGAAGUUCCUGCGCUGGCGACUGUGAAGGAGCAGGACUCUCGGCUGGAGCCGCCCAGGCUGCCACUGGCCACACGCGGGUCGCGAAUCAUCGAUCGGCUCGGAUACUUGGUGCGGCUUCGCUGCGUGAAUUGGUACGGGGCGCACAUGCAUGAACUGGUGGUAGGUGGAUUACACAAGCAGCCGCUUUCUUCCCUGGUUCGCUCGAUCCAUGUGCUCGGCUUCAACUGCGUGCGCUUGCCCUACUCGCUGGAGAUGCAUCUCCGACGCCCAGAUGCCAGGCCGCGAGAUGCGGCCCUCCUCGCCAAUCCGGAACUGCAGAACAUGACUGCGCUGGCAAUUUUCGAUGCCACGGUGAAAGCACUGGUGGACGCCCGCAUCAUGGUGGUGCUGAACAACCACCAGGGGAAGGCCAUGUGGUGCUGCAGCGAGGAUGACGGGGAGGGACUGUGGUACAGCCAGGAGUAUUCGGAGGAAGAUUGGUUGCAGUCACUUCGCCUGCUGGCAAGGCGCUACAGGGAGGAGCCUUACGUCGUGGGCUUCGACCUCCGCAAUGAGCUGCGUGGAAUUCCUGCACCCGUCGCCUGGAGCCUGGGCCUCUACCCACAAGGCUAUCGAUUUUGGCCGCAGUGGGGCCUUUCGGGCGGCGGUAAAGGCGACUGGGGCGACGCGGCUCUGCGCGCAGGUGCAGCUGUUCUACAGGAGAAGUCGGAUGCUUUGAUUGUGGUCGAGGGCCUUGACUUCUCCACGGACCUGCGCGGGGUUCGCCAGAGACCGCUGCACCGUGAGCCGCUGCUGCGUGGCCGUGUGGUCUAUGAGGCCCACGACUACUGCUGGUAUCACGUUAACUUCUUUCGAGCCUGGCUGCUCUAUUGGCUUUCCUUGGGCUGGGCGGCAGAGGUCUUCUGGAUUGCCAAAGUAACGGCAGAGCCCCUGGAGUUGGUAGCAAAGCUCCGUCGCGUUGCGCUGGCGGCUGGGCAUGGAGGCCCACCUGAGCUGCGCUGUGGCCUCCGCCUGAUGUGUGGCACCGAGGUGCAGCAAGUGGGUCGUGAUCGCCUCCUGGCAUUCCCCGCACGUCCGGCCUGGCGGCGCUAUCUAAGAAGCGAUGGCGAGUUCUCGGAUUUCAUCGGCCCUUACGAGAUCAAGCGUUUCGAGCCGUCGGACAUCUGGUUGAUCGGUGCCUACGAGCCCAUCGCAUUGGAGGGCUCUGUGCAGAUCAGCUCUGGCUACAUCAGCGCGAGACGGCUGCCCUUGCCCCUGCCGGAAGGUCACUCCAUCCACGCCUUCAAGCUGGAGAACGGCUGCGCAACCGUGCUGAUGGCUCGGGGGUUGUCGGGUGAAGCCAUGGAGGGUCUGAAGGAUGGGAGGCUUCAGAAAUUCCGCCUUUAUGGGCUGGAGGAGGAGGAUCUCAGAGCGGUCCGCUUUCAGGCAGAAGGUGAUCCUGUUCCCUUCAAGUUUAAGUUCCCGGCCGUGUUCCAGGGGCAUGAUCCCCGUGGCGAGGGUUAUUAUCCGGUUUUGGACAACUUCGAUUGGAAGGAGGGGGACCAGUCCGAGGGCGCCAGGGGGAAACGCUUGGAGCGGGGCCCCUCACUACCGGAUGGGAUCAUUGGCCGCAACCUCUGCGGCCGGCUGCUCGCUCGUGAUUGCGUCCAACAAGAUGGUCUAAAUAUUGAGCGAGGAUACAAUUUCGAAGUUUCGGAAGUGCAAGAAGGAGGGGCGCUUCAGCGGCUGGCCACAUGGAAAGUCGUAGGCCACAUCAUCCACCAAUGCCAGGCUCUGGGAGACCGGCUCUUGCUGAUGGCUGGAGAACGCAGUGGUGAGGAUGCGUUCUAUGAGAGCAUGCAGCUCGUCGAGUGGCCUACACAGAGCAAGGUGCGAGAAGUUCCUCUGAAGUUUGAGCCGAGCUACAUCGAAUCCGAGUGGCCGCGCGGGAUCCUGUCCGGGAGCACACAGACCUUCUUUACGUGCCACGAGAAGAACGCGUUCAGUGAAUGGGUCUUCGUCUUCGCGACUCCGGAGACGUAG
Molecule: messenger RNA, 2094 nt
Organism: Symbiodinium sp. CCMP2592
Lineage: Eukaryota; Dinophyceae; Suessiales; Symbiodiniaceae
Source: the annotation of a GenBank genome assembly